Molecule: messenger RNA, 327 nt
Organism: Mesorhabditis spiculigera
Lineage: Eukaryota; Metazoa; Nematoda; Chromadorea; Rhabditida; Rhabditidae
Source: the annotation of a GenBank genome assembly
AUGCUAUCGACGGCAACGGCCUGUCUGCUCGUGAUAUUAUGCUUGGCUUACUUGGUAAUGGUGGAAUCGAGCCUCUUCCGCCCGAGACCCUGCAUGGACGACAGCAAGUGCGGAGUACGAGGGAAAUGCCUGCGGACCUCGGACCGGAAAUUCAUUCAGGGAUACUGUGUGCAGCUGAAAGAAGACGAAUGUCUGGAGAAAGCUGAUUGCUCCGGCAAGGCCGGGUCUAGCUGUGCCGUCGCCGACCCAGAGCGGUGCCGGCAAUUCGAUGAAUGCAUCGGGAAGUGCCAGCUGGAGGAGACAACCUCCUCUUCGCCGAUUCCUCCC